This is a messenger RNA of Symbiodinium natans, 921 nucleotides long. The record is from the annotation of a GenBank genome assembly. Lineage: Eukaryota; Dinophyceae; Suessiales; Symbiodiniaceae.
AUGACGGCGCAGCUGGUGCUCAUUGGCAAUCCUCAUGGCACCAGUGGUCUCAAGAACUGUGCGCCAGUAACCUUGCCUGUUCAGGCUCCGGCGACGAAUGCCGCAGUGACUGCGGCACCUUUGUCAUUCCAAGGGGAGUUGCGGCCGAAGUGCUCCUUCCGUGGAAAAGCACUUCGCGAUCCAAGCGUUCAGGCACCUGUGAUGAUGGCAUCGCCGUUGGACUGUCAGUCAGCCUGUACCACACAACCGACCUGCCAGCAGUGGACCUUCUACAACAACACUGGUGGAUGCUGGCUCCAGAGCGCCAAUGCGACCGAGUUCGCAAGCGAAUUUGCCGUCAGCGGGCCAAGGCUUUGCACCGAACCUGUUGAAAGCAGCCCGUAUGAGGCUGGCCACAACAUCACACGAUCUGGGCAACGUGUCAUGAUGAGGUCGAUACCUCGACCCAAUUGCUCCAACCGUGGCCAGGCAUAUCAUCACCCAACGAUACGGACACCCACCGGUGCAUUUGUUGCGGAUGCCAAGGUGUGUCAGCUCGCUUGCCAAGCUCAGCCAAGCUGUAGCAAGUUCACUUACUACAUUGACUCGAAAGCUUGCUGGCUGCUGGACGACAAUGUCACCACCUUUGAGAGUGUGAUGGCUAUCAGUGGGCCCAAAGCAUGCGCGGAGCCAAUUGCAGUGCAGCCUGCAGCUCGGGUGAUCCUGGAUGCCCAGAUCCUCGCGCGCCUGCCAGCAAAGGUUGAACUGCAGCCGCCGUCGCAGUGGAGGCUGACAUCGACCAGCCUUGUCCUGGCCUCGGGUUUCUUUGUUUUGGCCACGGUCGGUCGUCUGCUGCAGGCUAGCACCUGGGCUGACAGGGGCAGCCGAGUGUCCGAUCUCUCGCCUCUGGACCCCGGUCACUCAUCGACAGACGAGGUUUGA